AUGGUACGGUCCUCUUCACGGCCUAAGCUUCGCAACCAUCACCCUAAUCAGCCCUGCGGCCACGCAAGUACGCGCUCCAGCAAAGACUGUGCCAUCGCCCCGAGGCCUCCCGAUUCCAGCAAGCCUCCUUUCUGGGUGGAAUUACGAACUGUCAUAACCAGACUAUUUCCCGGCUCGCUGUGCACCAGAGCUGGGACCAAAACUAGAGGCUUCUUAACUCCAGCCUGCACGGACAAAGAUACCACGUGGGGCUGGUUUCCCAACCCAAAGCCCUUCUCCAUCUCUACGCUCCUCCAAAGACUCCUCUGCCUCAUCUCUCACCUCCUCUGCCUCAUCUCUCACCUCCUCUGUCUCAUCUCUCUCACCUCCUCUGCCUCAUCUCUCACCUCCUCUGUCUCAUCUCUCUCGUCUCCUCUGUCUCAUCUCUCUCGCCUCCUCUGCCUCAUCUCUCUCACCUCCUCUGCCUCAUCUCUCUCUCCUCCUCUGUCUCAUCUCUCUCACCUCCUCUGUCUCAUCUCUCUCACCUCCUCUGUCUCAUUUCUCUCGUCUCCUCUGCCUCAUCUCUCUCGUCUCCUCUGCCUCAUCUCUCUCACCUCCUCUGCCUCAUCUCUCUCACCUCCUCUGUCUCAUCUCUCUCGUCUCCUCUGUCUCAUCUCUCUCGCCUCCUCUGCCUCAUCUCUCUCACCUCCUCUGCCUCAUCUCUCUCUCCUCCUCUGUCUCAUCUCUCUCACCUCCUCUGUCUCAUCUCUCUCACCUCCUCUGCCUCAUCUCUCGCCUCCUCUGCCUCAUCUCUCUCACCUCCUCUGUCUCAUCUCUCCUCCUCUGCCUCAUCUCUCUCUCCUCCUCUGCCUCAUCUCUCUCGUCUCCUCUGCCUCAUCUCUCUCACCUCCUCUGUCUCAUCUCUCUCACCUCCUCUGUCUCAUCUCUCUCACCUCCUCUGUCUCAUCUCUCUCACCUCCUCUGCCUCAUCUCUCUCACCUCCGUCUCAUCUCUCUCACCUCCUCUGCCUCAUCUCUCUCACCUCCUCUGCCUCAUCUCUCUCACCUCCUCUGCCUCAUCUCUCUCACCUCCUCUGUCUCAUUUCUCUCUCCUCCUCUGCCUCAUCUCUCUCACCUCCUCUGCCUCAUCUCUCUCACCUCCUCUGCCUCAUCUCUCUCACCUCCUCUGCCUCAUCUCUCUCACCUCCUCUGCCUCAUCUCUCUCACCUCCUCUGUCUCAUUUCUCUCACCUCCUCUGUCUCAUUUCUCUCUCCUCCUCUGCCUCAUCUCUCUCACCUCCUCUGCCUCAUAUCUCUCACCUCCUCUGUCUCAUUUCUCUCGCCUCUUCUGCCUCAUCUCUCUCACCUCCUCUGCCUCAUCUCUCUCACCUCCUCUGCCUCAUCUCUCUCACCUCCUCUGCCUCAUCUCUCUCACCUCCUCUGCCUCUGCUCUCUCACCUCCUCUACUACUCAAACAUUUAUUAUCUGCAAACAUUUGA
This is a messenger RNA of Knipowitschia caucasica, 1476 nucleotides long. NCBI's taxonomy places the organism in Eukaryota, Metazoa, Chordata, Actinopteri, Gobiiformes, Gobiidae. The record is from the annotation of a GenBank genome assembly.